GGAACGCUGCCUGUCGAGUGAAGUCCUGGUUUCCCCUCUCUCCACCUGGUGACCUUCAGCAAGCUCCCCAGCUUUGAUAGGGAUACGCCAGUUUCUAGACCCUAAAAAAUUGGGCCACUGAGCGGAUUGUUAAAAGCAAGGGCUGUUGUAAGAAUUAAUGAACGUAUCACCCGGGAAGAUAGAGGAGCUCAGUUACUGUGGCAGCGAUUAAGGACAGUAGCAGGAGGCCAGCAUGGAAGACUGGCUCAGGCUUUUCCUGUGCUUCUCUGGGGCGGGGCGGGGCGGGGGUGUUGAGACGGGGACACUUGUCCCCUUUGCCCUUUGUUAAAUCCCCUCGGUCAGGCUUGGUCAGCCCCAGUCCCGGUGGUCUCUGGCGCCUCCCGCCAGCCCCUCCCGAGACUUCUUUCAGCGGAGAGGGAAACGUUUCUUUUGUGAUUUGAGUCUCAAUUUUUCUUUUCCCUUUCCUCAUCCCAAGCCUGUCGCCUUCCCACCCGUUUGCCCUAGUGAGCCGGGUCUCACAGGAGGGAAAGGGCCAGUCUCCCAACCCCGGGCUCUGGAAGGCAAGCCAGGACCAGGUGGCAGGAGACCCCGGGAGAUCGGGGGCCUCGGGCAGUCGUGGGGCUCCAUCUUCCUCGCGCCUCCUUCUAGGACCGCCUGGGGCUGGUCAUCCAUAGGCACAGCCCGAAGCGCAGGGCGCCCUGCUCUCCAGGACCCGGCACCCGGCACCCCAGCGCCUGGCGAGCUCGGCUGGAGUUGGUGGCCGGCGCGGGCCCGCGAGGAAAUCUACUUGGUCCCCGGCAGCCGCCGCUGCCCCUUUGAUGUUUUGGUACGCCGUGCGCAUGCGCCUCACAGUAGAAUUACUGCACUGGGAAGACUAAGUUGGAUCUCGUUUCUUCAGCGAAACCCUCAACCCCAGGAAAAACUAAAGGGAUGUGGAGAGUCCGGAAAAGGGGUUACUUUGGGAUUUGGUCAUUUCCCUUAAUAAUCGCCGCUGUCUGCGCACAAAGUGUCAAUGACCCUAGUAAUAUGUCGCUGGUUAAAGAGACGGUGGAUAGACUACUGAAAGGCUAUGACAUUCGUCUGAGACCAGAUUUUGGAGGUCCUCCUGUGGCUGUGGGAAUGAACAUUGACAUUGCCAGCAUCGAUAUGGUUUCUGAAGUCAAUAUGGAUUAUACCUUGACAAUGUACUUCCAACAAGCCUGGAGAGAUAAGAGGCUAUCCUAUAAUGUAAUACCUUUAAACUUGACUUUGGACAACAGAGUGGCAGACCAGCUCUGGGUGCCCGAUACCUACUUCCUGAAUGAUAAGAAGUCAUUUGUGCAUGGAGUGACUGUCAAAAACCGCAUGAUCCGCCUGCACCCAGAUGGCACAGUGCUUUAUGGCCUCAGAAUCACAACCACAGCUGCCUGCAUGAUGGACCUACGAAGGUACCCGCUGGAUGAACAAAACUGCACGUUAGAAAUCGAAAGCUAUGGAUAUACAACUGAUGACAUUGAGUUUUACUGGCGUGGGGAUGACAAUGCGGUGACAGGAGUAACAAAGAUCGAGCUUCCACAGUUCUCCAUUGUGGAUUACAAACUUAUCACCAAGAAGGUUGUUUUUUCUACAGGUUCUUAUCCCAGAUUGUCCCUCAGCUUUAAGCUUAAGAGAAACAUUGGCUACUUCAUCUUGCAAACAUAUAUGCCCUCCAUCUUGAUUACUAUCCUCUCCUGGGUCUCCUUCUGGAUUAAUUAUGAUGCUUCAGCUGCAAGAGUGGCAUUAGGAAUUACAACCGUCCUUACCAUGACCACAAUCAACACCCACCUUAGAGAAACUCUCCCUAAAAUCCCCUAUGUGAAGGCCAUUGACAUGUACCUCAUGGGGUGUUUUGUCUUCGUUUUCAUGGCCCUUCUGGAAUAUGCAUUGGUCAACUACAUCUUCUUCGGGAGGGGACCCCAGCGCCAGAAGAAGGCAGCUGAGAAGGCUGCCAGUGCCAACAAUGAGAAGAUGCGUCUGGAUGUCAACAAGAUUUUUUAUAAAGAUAUUAAACAAAAUGGGACCCAAUAUCGAUCCUUGUGGGACCCUACUGGAAGCCUCUCCCCAACUAGACGGACUACCAAUUACGAUUUCUCUCUGUAUACGAUGGACCCACAUGAGAACAUUCUACUGAGCACUCUUGAGAUCAAAAACGAAAUGACCACAUCAGAGGCUGUGAUGGGACUUGGAGACCCUAGGAGCACAAUGCUGGCUUAUGAUGCCUCCAGCAUCCAGUAUCGGAAAGCUGGGUUGCCCAGGCAUAGUUUUGGCCGAAAUGCUCUGGAACGACAUGUGGCACAAAAGAAAAGUCGCCUGAGGAGACGUGCCUCCCAGCUGAAAAUCACCAUCCCUGACUUGACUGAUGUGAACGCCAUCGAUCGGUGGUCCCGUAUAUUUUUCCCAGUGGUUUUCUCCUUCUUCAACAUCGUCUACUGGCUUUACUAUGUGAACUAAAAUACAGCCUUCCACGAGAAGCAAGGACUAGAUUCCUCCUCAAAACAGUUGUACAGCCUGACAUAGGACUUGGAGAACACAUCCAUCCAGGACAAAGUGAUGCUAAAAUACCUUAGUUGCUGGCCUAUCCUGUGGUCCAUUUCAUACCAUUUGGGUUGCUUCUGCUCAGUAAUGAAUACUCUAAGGUCCUUGUGGUUUUCUGGUUGAAAUGCAAGUAAUUUUUACACAUGCUGGAAAAACUGAAGUCAAGCAUUCUACUUUAUUUGCUUAAUGUGUAGCCUACCCAGAGGGGAAAUAUCCAGAUGAUAUUCUGAGAAGGCUCAAUAGUAUUACCAUAUGAUCAGAUUCAGAUACCGUUCAUCUCAUUCCUGAGGUUGACAUGCUGCUGAGUCAGCACUGUGCGUAUGAAACAUUAUCUGCAAUAUCAUUUGAGCUUCGUAGCUCCAAGACGGUCUCUGCUGGUCUUCUCAAGGUGAUGCAGUGUCAUAGGAAGAUAAUUCUCACUGGACUAGCAGUUUCUCUCUCAUGUAAGUAGAGCAGGAUCAGGGUACAGAGACAGAGCGAGGAACAAGGCAGAGAUCCAGGAAACCAAUUAGGCCUCUUUGUUGGCUUGGGCACAGGAAAUCAAGAACAAUGAUGUCUUUCAUUUUGGUACUUAGACAUAGAGAGACUUGUGAACAUCAUCAUACAUGGCAGCCAAUAUUUUUUUUUGCAAGAAUGCUGCCUAGUAGGUAGUUAAAAUAAGAGUUAACAACAUAAAGCAGGGUCAAAAACAGAGAUGACUGCCAACAAAAUUGAAGCAAACAAGCAAGUGUGGCCUUUGUCAGAUCAACUCAGCAUCUGGUCUACACACACCAUGUCCAGUAGAAAGUGCACAGUAAAAGACAUUUGUUUUCCAAACUCAGAAGCUUGUAACAGCAUACUUAGAGAUGUUUUUAUAGUUUAACCCAAAGAUGGCCAUUAAAUAGAAAAGUUAGAAGAAUUAGAAGUAUCAUAAACGUUCACAUGUGAUCAGGAGUCAUUCAAAUAUACAGAUAUAGAGCCAGACAAAGCUAACAGUUUGUUUUUCCUCAAACAGGAUCAGCUGUUUUCCAUGUAAAUUUCCAUGUAACAUUUCCAUGUAAAUUUCCUGUUGAGUUUAAUAGGGUAUUUCAAAAGGAGGGUAUAUUCAUUGCUUUGCAGCUUUUCUUGCUUCCAAAACUUCUACUAUAUUCCUACAUGAUGGCCACAGUAAAACUUUGGAGAGAUUGAAUGAACUUUAUUUUCACAAUGAAUUUCACUAUAUUUAGAAUGAAAUUUAUCUUUCUGUUUUUCAAAGCAAGCAGAACUUUCCUGAGUAUGUGCACAAAGGCCAUUGCUUUGUAGGUUUGUUGGUUCUGGUUUUUUAAGGGUGCUUAUUUUGUGUAUAUUGCAUUCUGCCAAUCAACAAACAUAUGGUGAACAAUAAGAUAACAACAAAGCUCCAUUAAUAACAUGAGUGUCACGAGCCUCGGUUAAUAUUACAGAAAAAAUAUUUAACUGAUAGGCUGGUAAGAUGUAUUUAAUUCUAUUUUUAAAUUACAUCAUUGUGUUAGUUUUUAUAAUAAUUGGAUAUAUACAUUCAUAUAUUUGACAGAAAAGAAAAGAAGCAAAUGUACUUUAUUUCUAUCAAUGUGAGGCUCAAAUUUUGGUUUACUUAUAGUAAGCAGAUUGAUUUGACUAUUGAUUUGACUAUUGAUUUGACUGUACUUUUCUCAGAGGAGUACUGUGCUAUUUCUCUUUCCUUUUAAAAAAAUAAUGCCUCUUUUUAGAGUAAUGUCCCUAAUUGUGCAUGGGAGCAAAGGCUAGUACCUUACUAUGACAAAGUGAUGCUUUCUUCCUUUCAUGAUUUACUAUUUUGGAAUAUUCUGAAGUCUCAUUGCUCUUCCAUUGCAACUAUCAAAGAACAACAAUGAAAAUUUUAAAAAGACAUCAUUCAACAUUCUGAAUUUACCCCCAAAGUGGGAUAGUAUUUUCUUUCCACCAGUGUAAGGAAAUCUUGAUCUUGUUGUUUGAUUACAUACUUGAAUAUCUCUGAGUAUAAUCUUUGGGCAGACUCUAAGUUUCCUCCAUCUAUGCUCAGAAUAGAGAUUCUUCAAGUUUCUACAGGGACACACUUUUUUCCGAGGCAACCAUCUUUGGACAUCACACUAAUAAAAGUGCCUACCCCUUCUCACCUGGGGGUAAAGUCUGAGUAGAAAACAGCAGGAAGGAGCAUAUCAAUAACUCAGGGGCACAACUCUAAAAUGCCGUUUUGGAAUGGUUUUUCUAGAGACAACUCAGAGCCUAAGUCUAAAAGUGGGCUCUUAUUUGCAAUUUCUGUAAAAGCCAUAAAAAUUCUUGAUAUUGUCAUUUCCACUUCCACCGUCAUUUCAGAUAUCUAGGGAAGUCAACAGAGGGAUCUGGAUCAAAAUGGAUAGAGGCAUCUUCAUAGCAUGAGUCUCAAAUGCAUACGAUCAGGAAUCCAUUUCUGCUCUCUGUAUGAUGCAAAGAAACCAGACAAAGGAGAAGAGAUGAGGCCUUGGAACAAAUGCCCUAGAGAGAAAAGUACAGCAUUCAAGAACUAUGUAAAUAGAAAAAUCUGGCUCAUCUUGUUCAGAAAUAACAGUAGGUAUAGGAUUUAUUCUUAAAGCAUGUUUUGUUGAAUUGACAUGCAGUCGUCAAAUGCUAGGAAGGGUGCUAGGCCUGACAAAUCUAGGAAGACCAGCCAACUUGAUAUUUAGUGACUAAACUAAAGGACCACAAUGGUGCAUUUUGGCAAUUCUGAAAUGGUUUUAUUAUUAGUUUAUACAUAUGUAUAGUUUUUCUUUUGAUUAUAAAACAGCCAAAUAGCCAGCAAUUAAGGUGUUUUUUCAUCUUCAUGAAACACAUAGGCAAAUUCCGACUCUAAAAUGCACAAUCUAAAUGAAAUCUUUGAUCUCAAUCUGUAUAUAUUGUACAUGACUGCUAGUAGGUAUGAAAUGCAUUUCAGAAUUGAAAACUCAUGCAACAUAAUCAUGUGUUUGCAUAGGAAUGUUACAGUUCCUUCUAUUGCAAUUUAACAAUGGGAAAAGACUCAAGCAGUGCCAUCCAGAACUUUUCUCAUUUCUUCAAAAACAGUGCUAAGUAAAAUAAUAAUGAUGGUUUGUAAACCAAAAGACUUUAUAUUUUAGCAUUAGGAACACAGAACAAAUAUGUCAGCUUUCAAAAGCACAACAUGUAAAGGAAGUACAGUGGAAUGUAUGAAGAAAUGAGUUACAUAUUUUAAGCAAGACCUGCAUUAAAUUGGCAAAGAAGACAAUUUCCAUUCUCUAUAGGUCACUGUGCUCCAGUUCUAUGAUUAACUUCAAGAACAGAAGCAGGAAAACACCACCAAUAAAAACAGGUCUUACAACAUAUUUAUAUGUAUAUAUGUGUAUAUAUAGAUCCAUGUAAACAUACAUACAUAUAUAUGCAUUCAUAUGUUGGAAAACAAAAGGAAUAAGCUAAUAUGUUUGUUUCUUUCAUUACACCAGUAUAUGAGUAUUUUUAAUUUGGCAACCAACAAUCAACACAUUGAAAUAAGUAAUACAGGGUACUGAGCAUUUCUUUAUCAGCAAAUCAAUGCCUACAGGUCUUAUGAACCAUUGCAGUUUAAAAGUAUAAUAGUACUGUACCUCAGAACAUAGAAAUUAACUAGUUCUCAUUUGCUUGUCUAAUUGCUCUCUUUGUCAAGGACAUAAAUAAUAUUGUCCAUUGGUAAUUUAAAAAAAAAAUCUUAAGAGAAUGAAAAAUGAAAAUUCCUCCCAGAAGGAGGAGAAAAAGAGAAAACAAAACUAAACCCCACCAUGUUGGUUAGGGAAAAAUACAAUUGUAGGAAUCAUGCCAUUUUGCUAAUUGUACAGAAUAUAUGUUAUGUGAGCCACCAUAACUUUCACUGAGCGUGUGUAAAUAUUAAAACAGAUUUCUUAAAUAUUUUUACCUUCUAAUUUGUAUUUUAUGGUAAGACAACAUGCUAAUUCUGUUUAUGGCUUAAGUUGAUGUGUUAUUAUGUAAAUAAUUAAACAUGUUGUAAAUGAAUAGUCCAUAGAUACAAAUAAUUGUGUAGAUUUUUUCCUUAAUUUUUAUUUGUUUUUCCAAAGUACAGUAACUGGAGUGCCCCAGCAGAGUAAUUUAAACACCCUUUUACAUAAAUGGUUUGGGAAUCUUAGAAGUAUUUUAGUUUGCCCUCUGAAUCUAGAUUUCUCUCUCUCUCUUUCUCUCUCUCAUUCUCUCUCUCUUUCUCUCUCUCUUUCUCUAAGACAGAGUCCUUUUCACUUCUUUGCUUUCUUACUCUCAUUCUUUCCCUCUUUAGAAGAGGGUUUUUGUCAUCAGAGUUAGAACCAAGAGACAGCCUUUAGAAAUGGAAAAUGGGAAAAAAUGAUUAUUGAUUACAUAGACUUUUUUUAUAUGUCAGAGUACAAGAAACCAAAGUUUGCACUUUGUCUCAAUUUUCAAAAAGUAAAAGUUUGUAUUGAUGGAACUACAGAAAAUAAAAAUAGUUAUUCAUAACAACUCCAGAAAUUUGUUGCACAAAAUGGGUAGAGAAGACUUUUGUUAAUAGUAGCAUUUUGUCCUUAGAUAGUAUUGUUCCUUUCAACCAAAGACUCCAGAAUUAUUUUUAAAAUGAAAGAAAAAAGGGAGGAAAUGGGGGGGAAAAAGACACUGCUUCACACCAAAGGUUUAAAAAAUAUUUUCCAAAUGCACUAGGAAGAUCAUUAAAACUAGGAAGGGGUCAGCAGAAUGCUAAAGAAAACACUGUCCUAAAGAAAUCACUUUUUAAAUGUGGAGGAGGGAGAAAGCAGCACUCUUAAACAGCUUAGAAAUUUUGAAAAUUGAAGACCAAUUUCUGUUGCUAUUUGCAGAAUUCUGACAUGAAAUUUUAAGUUGCUUUUCAGGGUAUUUUUGUGAUCUAUAUGAUUGAAAAUCAUGAACACAGAAAACUUCACUCUUUGAAUUCCAAAGCCAAAUAUCACCCCGUCACACGUCCUCUAAUCUGAUGCCCACGUCUCUGUCCUUGCACCACUGGAAGCAAGCUGACGGUUUUAUCAGCUUGUAUCGAUUUUGUUGUUACUCAAUAUCGAGUUCAUCUGUGUUGAUUUUAAACAUAAUUAAUUCAAAGCUGGUUACCUAUAAUUUAAAUUCCAUAAUACUUUAAAUUUUAUUUGCAUGGGUGUUUAAAUGGUUCUGUUAUAAAUACUGUCCUUACAUAGUUCUGAACUGUCCUUUUAUAAAAGGUGAUAUUCUAGUUUCUUCACAAUGUAGUGAUUAUCAGCCUUACUAAUUACCUUGUAGCCUUUCUUACAUGCACAUAAUGCACAUUUUCCAAUGGCUAGAAAAUGCAAAACAUAAGUGGAUAUCACUGCAUCUAUUUUCAUGUCUUUCUAAAAACAGGACUAUCCAAAUCUCUGGGAUACAUGAGAUAGUAAAAAAAAAAAAUGAAGAUUAUAAAAGAAUAGCACAUAAGAAUUAUUUUCUUGAAUUUAAACUUAUUGCAGCCAGUUUCAGCAUGUAAAUAUAUAAUAAUGUUGGCUAGUGUGUAAUUCUUGAACUAAGAAAUAUAAAUAAAAAUUAAAAAUUUG
This is a messenger RNA of Cavia porcellus (domestic guinea pig), 8066 nucleotides long. RefSeq names its product gamma-aminobutyric acid type A receptor subunit beta2 (gene Gabrb2). The transcript has 11 exons. Gene Ontology annotation, cellular component: plasma membrane; neuron projection; GABA-A receptor complex. Gene Ontology annotation, molecular function: extracellular ligand-gated monoatomic ion channel activity; GABA-A receptor activity; neurotransmitter receptor activity. Gene Ontology annotation, biological process: chemical synaptic transmission; chloride transmembrane transport; nervous system process. The coding region runs from base 931 to 2469 and encodes 512 amino acids. NCBI's taxonomy places the organism in Eukaryota, Metazoa, Chordata, Mammalia, Rodentia, Caviidae. The record is from RefSeq and is a predicted model, not a curated record.